CCCAUACAAGUCAAUUUUGCCUUUGCUCGAUUUUGGUCGACUUCGCUUGUCUUGCUUGCUUGGCGGUUGCUGCACUUUGCUGACCUGCCUGUGGUGGUGUGUUUGUAUCUUGUCGUCCAUCCAAUCCAUCCAAUCCAAUCCAAUCCAAGCAAACCUUCAACCAUGUCGAUUAUGGAGUACAACGGCAGUGCCGUUGUGGCAAUGACUGGCAAGGAAUGCGUGGCCAUCGCUGCGGAUCGCCGGCUCGGCGCCCAGGCACAGACCGUGUCCACAGACUUUCAAAAGGUGUUCCAGAUGGGACCCAAGCUGUUCGUGGGUCUUCCCGGCCUCGGCACGGACGCCAUCACUGUGUCCCAGCGCCUCAAGUUCCGGUUGAACAUGUACACGCUUCGCGAAGAGCGGGACAUUGAGCCAAAGACCAUGAUCAACCUCGUCUCCUCCUUCCUCUACGAGCGCAGGUUUGGCCCGUACUUUGUUGAGCCCGUUGUGGCGGGCCUCGAUUCCAAGAACCAGCCGUACGUCGCAAGCACAGACCUCAUUGGCUGCCCGAUGGAGACGUCCGAUUUCGUUGUUGGCGGCACAAGCUCAGAGCAGUUGUACGGCAUGUGCGAAUCCCUCUACAAGCCAGACAUGGCGCCGGAUGACCUGUUUGAGACCAUCUCGCAGGCGCUGAUGAACGCCGUGGACCGCGACUGCCUUGCCGGCUGGGGCGCCAUUGUCCACAUCAUUGAGAAGGACAAGAUCACAACCAGAGAACUGAAGGCGCGCAUGGACUGAGCAGCCACCCGCUGUACCCGCGCUGCGUGUGUGUACCUGUGCUGUUUGUGCUUGUGGCGUUUGUGCUCGUGGUUCGCUGGUGGUGGUGAUGAUGAAGUUACUUCUGGUGAUUGUGCAGAAUGUUGCCGCUGUUUUGGUGCGUGCGUGUGUUUGUUGUGGAUGGCGUGAUCAAUGGUGAUGGUGCGGCGGUGGUUCCUGCUGUAAACGCACGAACGAGAACAAGAUCGGCAGUGAAGACCAAUGCAAUGCACCUUGCUUGCUUGCUUGCAUGCUGCGCUUGGCUCUGUUUGCAUGAGCGGGAAGUUUUACUGUGGUGAAUGAGAGC
Messenger RNA from Salpingoeca rosetta, 1102 nucleotides. Its product is annotated as proteasome subunit beta type-3. Gene Ontology annotation, biological process: proteasome-mediated ubiquitin-dependent protein catabolic process. Lineage: Eukaryota; Choanoflagellata; Craspedida; Salpingoecidae. The record is from RefSeq and is a predicted model, not a curated record. Gene Ontology annotation, cellular component: proteasome core complex; proteasome core complex, beta-subunit complex. The coding region runs from base 163 to 777 and encodes 204 amino acids. The transcript has 6 exons.